AGGCUGGAUUUCUGAACGGCAAAUCAGGUGGGCCUCCGGGCCCGCCCAAAUCCGGCGCACAGCACCGGCCCGGCUUAUCAGCCCAGCAUACGAGCAGGCGGCCCCCAAGCCAGGAGCCAGGGGCAUCCCACCAGCCCCACCUUCCCCUGAGCUCCCACAUCCUCGCGCACCUCCCCGCCCUACUUCUUCCCCCGGUGCCCCUCCGUGCAUGGAAGACUCCGCGCGUGGCAAGGCCCUGCUCGCCGUCGGCACUGCGGCCUUCACGUACUACACGAUCUGGCUGCUGCUCACGCCGUUCGUUGAGGACCAGCACUUCCUGAGAAGGGUGUUCCCGCCCCGGCGCUACGCCGUCGUGGUGCCCGUGGUGUGCGGGGUCGCCCUGCUCUGCGUGACCCUGGUGCACCUGGGGGCGGUGAUCGUGGGGGCGGCGCUGCCGGGGCGCGACACGCCCCCCCAGAAAGCCAAGAAAGACCAGUAG
Ostreobium quekettii is the source of this 478-nucleotide messenger RNA. NCBI's taxonomy places the organism in Eukaryota, Viridiplantae, Chlorophyta, Ulvophyceae, Bryopsidales, Ostreobiaceae. The record is from the annotation of a GenBank genome assembly.